This is a messenger RNA of Quercus robur (English oak), 1445 nucleotides long. RefSeq names its product sphingolipid delta(4)-desaturase DES1-like. Gene Ontology annotation, cellular component: membrane. Gene Ontology annotation, biological process: ceramide biosynthetic process. The coding region runs from base 231 to 1202 and encodes 323 amino acids. The record is from RefSeq and is a predicted model, not a curated record. NCBI's taxonomy places the organism in Eukaryota, Viridiplantae, Streptophyta, Magnoliopsida, Fagales, Fagaceae. The transcript is spliced from 2 exons. Gene Ontology annotation, molecular function: sphingolipid delta-4 desaturase activity.
GUGCUUGCAUAGCUGUAAAACCGGGGAUGACGGCCAAUGAGAUCCAAACAAACGUAACAUAAAGUUAACGCUGUUUCCAAUCUUAGUAUUAUUCUCCUCUCCUCACAGACACAGCUCAUUCUCACGUUCGUAUUCUUUGUUGGUUUCUUUUGAAAUACUGUACUACUUAAUAAACAAAACAAUAACUCAGCGAGGAGAGGAGAGGAGGUGUUAUAGAAAAGAAAAGAGAGAUGGGAGAGAGAGAGGAAGGAGAAGGAGUAAUGGCGACUGACUUUUUCUGGUCGUACACAGAUGAACCCCACGCUAGCAGGCGCCGCCAGAUUCUCUCUCAGUACCCUCAGAUCAAGGAUCUUUUUGGUCCUGACCCCUUUGCUCUCUUCAAGAUUGCUGUGGUUGUUUUGCUUCAGCUAUGGACGGCAACUUUGCUCCAGAAUGCUGGUUGGCUGAAGAUACUGGCAAUAGCCUACUUCUUUGGCUCUUUUCUCAACCACAACCUCUUCUUGGCCAUCCAUGAGCUCAGCCACAAUCUUGCCUUCUCAACCCCAGUAUACAACCGUUGGCUUGGGAUUUUUGCUAACCUCCCUAUUGGUGUACCCAUGUCUGUCACCUUUCAAAAAUAUCACCUUGAGCAUCAUCGGUUCCAAGGUGUAGAUGGCAUUGAUAUGGACAUUCCAAGUCACACUGAAGCUCAUCUUGUGACAAAUGUUAUUUCCAAAAGCAUAUGGGUCAUUUUGCAACUCUUCUUCUAUGCUUUCCGGCCUCUAUUUCUGAAACCAAAGCCUCCUGGUUGUUGGGAGUUCAUCAACACAUUUAUUCAGAUAUCCCUUGAUGCAUUUAUAGUUUACUUUUGGGGCUGGAAAUCUUUUGCCUAUUUGAUCCUUUCCACAUUUGUUGGGGGUGGGAUGCACCCAAUGGCUGGUCACUUCAUUUCGGAGCAUUAUGUCUUCAACCCUGAACAGGAGACAUAUUCUUAUUAUGGCCCCCUGAAUCUUAUGACAUGGAAUGUGGGGUACCACAACGAGCACCAUGAUUUCCCUAGAAUUCCUGGGAACAAGCUGUAUAAGGUGAAGGAGAUUGCACCUGAGUACUAUGAAGGUUUAGACUCAUAUAAAUCUUGGAGCCAGGUUAUUUAUAUGUAUGUUAUGGACCGAACAGUUGGGCCUUUUAGCCGAAUGAAGAGGAAGGUAAAGAAAAAUGAAUAGGUGUUUUCAUUUUUAUUACCUGUUCCAUAUUUUUUAUCCUCUUUCCCUGGAUUGGUAAUGGUAAUUACCUUUGUAAUUCGCUAUGUAUUUGUAACAUUUUUGAAGAGUGCUUUAGUUUUAGGCUAAAAGAGUUAGUUGUUUGUUCAUUCAUUAACAAUUCAGAAGAACAUCUGUUUACUGAUUUAUGCCUUUAAGAUGUGGGGUAUAUCUAUAUUGAUAAUAAUAUCUAUAGUAAUCUCUCUC